Molecule: messenger RNA, 3094 nt
Organism: Drosophila takahashii
Lineage: Eukaryota; Metazoa; Arthropoda; Insecta; Diptera; Drosophilidae
Product: UNC93-like protein
Biological process (GO): regulation of potassium ion transport; regulation of muscle contraction
Cellular component (GO): plasma membrane; striated muscle dense body
Molecular function (GO): potassium channel regulator activity
Source: RefSeq, a predicted model, not a curated record
ACAACAACAACAACAGCAACAACAGCAACAGCAGCAGCAGCAGCAACAACAGCAGCAGCAGCUACAGCAGCAAUACAAAAAAGUGAAGUGAACUCUCGGGCGCUCUCGCCUCUCUCUCCGCUUCGGCUAACUUCGGCUCGGGCUUGUAAAUUACUUGCAAAGUUAAUUUUAGUCUCGGCUUUUAAUACCGUUUUAGUGCGUUUUCAAGUUGGUCGUGUGCUUUUCUCUCGCUCUGAAAAAUAAAAAAAAUUUUAAUUUCCAAAAAUAAAUCGAACUUAAUCCAAUCCAACGCCGUAAAUAAAUAAAAUACCCAACUGAAUGUGACUUUCUGGUGAUCGAAUAUCCUCGUGACUUUUUUUUUCGGAUCCAUUUUUUUUUCCAACGGAAAUGUAAACCAUUCGCCCCCCAAAGCCCCCCUUAAGCUUCCUGCUUCGAAGUCCAGAACAAAAGAGCAACAAAAUCCAAUUACAUAACAUUUAAUUGCCAAAAAAAAAACAAUAAACAAAAUAAAAACAAUAAUAUCAUAAUUCAGGAAUUCAAAAACGCGCUCACCAAUACAACGUUGAACGCAUUAAAAGACGGAAGUGCAUUUUUUUUCGUUAAGCGGCAAAGCGGCGCAUCCUGUUUUUUGGGCCUUCCACACGCGCUCACGCACACACGAACACACACGCACACACAGUGAGGACUGGGAGUCGCUCUCUCGCCAAAGACUUGCAGAUCCGCAAAUAACGCCAACUUUUCCCUUGGGUUAAUUGAUUAACCAGGCCCAAAUAAAUACGAAAGGGAGCGGAGAACACAAAGAGCCAGCAAGAUGACUGGUUUCACGAACGCCGGUUUCGAGAACGAUGAGCCCGUCAAGCCAAAAGCUGGUUUCGAGCCCGACACCGCCUCGCUGCGAGAGAAAGUUGUGCUGAAUCCGGCCGAGAAAUGGCGCAUCUUAAAGAAUAUCUCGAUCAUCUCGAUCGCCUUCAUGGUGCAAUUUACAGCGUUUCAGGGCACGGCAAAUCUGCAGUCGUCGAUAAACGCCAAGGAUGGCCUGGGCACCGUUUCGCUGAGUGCGAUCUACGCCGCCCUGGUGGUCUCCUGCAUCUUCCUGCCCACGCUGAUCAUCCGGAAGCUGACGGUCAAGUGGACCCUCGUCUGCAGCAUGCUCUGCUACGCCCCCUACAUCGCCUUCCAGCUCUUCCCGCGCUUCUACACCCUGGUGCCCGCCGGCAUCCUGGUCGGUAUGGGCGCCGCCCCCAUGUGGGCGUCCAAGGCCACCUACCUGACGCAGGUGGGGCAGGUGUACGCGAAGAUUACCGAACAGGCGGUCGACGCCAUUAUCGUGCGAUUCUUCGGCUUCUUCUUCCUGGCCUGGCAAUCCGCUGAGCUCUGGGGCAAUCUCAUCUCCAGCUUGGUUCUCUCCAGCGGCGCCCAUGGCGGCUCCAGCAGCUCGAACACGACGAUCAGCGACGAGGAUCUGCAGUACUGCGGCGCCAACUUCUGCACCACCGGCAACGGCGGACACGGCAACCUGGAGCGUCCGCCAGAGGACGAGAUCUUCGAGAUCUCGAUGAUCUACCUGUCCUGCAUCGUGGCCGCCGUCUGCAUCAUUGCCUUCUUCCUCGAUCCCCUCAAGCGUUACGGUGAGAAGCGCAAGGGUUCCAACUCGGCUGCCGAGCUCUCGGGCCUGCAACUGCUGUCGGCCACCUUCCGCCAGAUGAAGAAGCCCAAUCUGCAGCUCCUGAUCCCCAUCACCGUCUUCAUCGGCAUGGAGCAGGCCUUCAUCGGCGCCGACUUCACCCAGGCCUAUGUGGCCUGUGCUCUGGGAGUGAACAAGAUCGGCUUCGUGAUGAUCUGCUUCGGCGUGGUCAAUGCCCUCUGCUCGAUCCUAUUCGGUUCCGUGAUGAAGUACAUCGGCCGCACGCCCAUCAUUGUGCUGGGCGCAGUCGUGCACUUCACACUGAUCACCGUGGAGCUGUUCUGGCGCCCCAAUCCCGACAAUCCCAUUAUCUUCUAUGCGAUGUCCGGGUUGUGGGGCGUCGGCGACGCAGUGUGGCAGACGCAGAUCAACGGGCUGUACGGCCUGCUCUUCCGCCGCAACAAGGAGGCCGCCUUCUCCAACUACCGCCUGUGGGAGUCCGCCGGCUUCGUGAUCGCCUACGCCUACGCCACCACGCUCUGCACGCAGAUGAAGCUCUACAUCCUGCUGGCGGUGCUCACGCUCGGCUGCAUCGGCUACGUGAUCGUCGAGAUCCUCUACAGGAAGAAGCAACGCAAGGUCAAGAAGCAGGAGAGGCUGGAGGCCGCCGAGAAGGAGAAGGAGGCUGCCGCCGCCGCCGCUGCCGCUGCCGCCUUGGCCGCCGCCGAGGCAGGACCCGAUGGCGUCGAGGAGACCGACGACGAGCUGGACGAUCUCGAGGAGGACAUUGUGGUCACGCGCCUGUAAAUGUUUUAUUCUCCACCCCAAGGACACCCAAAAAAAACAAAAUACCCCACAAGUCCCUCACACACCCCACAUUCCAUCAAGUUAUCGAUAGAUAGAUAGAAGGAGAGAGAGUAAAUAUCAGGAGCGUUAUCGAUUCAAAUGCAAGUAAAAGACAACAAGAUCUGAAAAGGAAUAUGGAAAAGACCUAUCGAUACGAGAUCGAUAGACAAAACGCUCCGUGAUCGAUAAACAAUACCAACUAGCGCCGAUUGAAGGCCGAAACGCGUUGCAUACUUUUGUGGUUGUAGUUUUGUAGUAGAACAUUUGUACCCCUCACCCCCGAAGAAACCCGCUCCUGCAAGAGAGAAACCAUUUAGCUCAAAGUCCAACCGAGUUUGGCUUAACUUUAGUUUGUACAUACAGAGAAGAGAUCGAAAAGGGCGAAAUGCUAAUAAAUGCAAAGGCAGUGAGAAACCCCGGAACCGGAAAUGCAAAACUUUUGUGUGUUAGUCUAGGUGUAAGCACACUCGUACUUGGUUAAUACGCACGCCUAAUUGUCAAAUAUUAAUUUAUCGAUAUAUUAAUAUCAAUAUAUUGAUACCUUAUCGAUAACUUAAUAUUUGCGAUUGACGCGUUCGCAUAAACUUGGUAUCGCACAACCAUACAAACACACGCACACACCUA